This is a messenger RNA of Geodia barretti, 492 nucleotides long. Lineage: Eukaryota; Metazoa; Porifera; Demospongiae; Tetractinellida; Geodiidae. The record is from the annotation of a GenBank genome assembly.
AUGGGCUACCGCGUGGUCGAGUGCUCCGCUGCCACGGGUGCCGGCGCCGCGGAGGCGCGUGCCGUGCUCGGCCAGAGGUUGACGCUGAUAUGCGGGCAGUCGGGCGCGGGCAAAUCCAGCCUGCUGAACGUCUGGGACCCGAGCGUCGAUCUCCGUACCGGUGCCGUGUCGCGCAAGUUCGAUCGCGGCGUGCACACGACGAUCCGCGCCGAGCUGCUGGAGCUCGCCGACGGCGGCCGCCUGAUCGACAGUCCCGGCAUCCGCGCGCUGGAGCUGGGCGCCAUCGAGGCGCGCGACAUCCGCCAUCGCUUCCGCGACUUCCAGCGCUGGCUGCUGCGCUGCGAGUACAGCGCAUGCCUGUGCGAUGGCGAACCGGGCUGCGCGGUGCGGGCGGCGGUGGACGCGCACCAGAUCCAUCCUGACCGCUACGAGAGCUACCUGCGCCUGCUGCGCGAGGUGCGCGAGCGCGAGCGCGAGCGAGCGCACGCGUGA